This is a messenger RNA of Gigantopelta aegis, 3034 nucleotides long. RefSeq names its product sodium-dependent proline transporter-like. The record is from RefSeq and is a predicted model, not a curated record. Gene Ontology annotation, biological process: sodium ion transmembrane transport. Bases 197 to 2323 code for a protein of 708 amino acids. Lineage: Eukaryota; Metazoa; Mollusca; Gastropoda; Neomphalida; Peltospiridae. The transcript is spliced from 16 exons. Gene Ontology annotation, cellular component: membrane.
CUGCCCGUUCAAGAUGGCGAAAAUGGAUGUGACGAAUGGCUUUGAAAAACAAAUUUAAGAAAACAUACCAAGGGCAACCAACUUCAUUUUACUAAGGUUCACCGUGUGCAGUACUAAAUUGACGUUUUUGACAAUUCUUUCAAACAAUCUUUGAAGAAAAAGAAAGAAAGGCAAAGGUAGUUCACCAAGGGAAAUCAUGACUUUUAGAAACACUCAUCUGGCAUCUGACGAAUUUCCUUUAUUUGACAAAGGUCGUAAUAGAGAUACCUGGUCUCAUCGCUUUGAGUUCCUUUUGUCAUGUUUAAGCUAUGCCGUUGGACUGGGUAAUGUUUGGCGUUUCCCAUACGUGUGCUACAAAAAUGGAGGAGGCGCGUUUCUCCUACCCUUCCUCGUCAUGCUGUGUAUCACUGGACUUCCGCUUGUGUUUCUCGAACUGGCGUUCGGUCAGUUUGCCAGUGAAGGGGUCGUCUCCAUAUGGAAGAUCUCACCAGUGUUUAAAGGAGUGGGCUGGUCCAUGUUCAUCAUGUCAGGACUGAUUGCCAUGUACUACAACAUGAUCAUUGCCUGGUCACUGCACUACCUGUUUGGGUCGUUCGCCACGGUCUUGCCGUGGAGUUACUGCGGAUCGUGGGGUUCCGCUUUUUGUGUGGAAGACCGACAUGUCGUUUACAACUGCAGCCACCAUAAUGGCACCUGGGUUAACGACAUGUGCAAGACAGCACUGUCCGUCGGAGAAGAGGUUUAUAACUGCAUCCGUCACAACGGCACCUGGUUUAACAGCACAUGCAUGACAGUGCUGUCGGUUGGAGAGGAGGUUUACAACUGCAGCCGCCACAAUGGCACCUGGUUUAACAACACAUGCAAGACCGCGCUGUCGGUUGGAGAGGAGGAGUAUGCUGGGAUAAGAAAGCUGUUUGAGCAUGAAGGACCAUAUAGAUCGGCAAGCGAUGAAUAUUUUCAUGACAAAGUGCUGGAAAUGUCUGAUGGGCUGCACGAAAUCGGGGGAAUCAAGAUGGAGCUGGCGUUCUACCUUCUGCUUGCCUGGAUCAUCGUGUGUAUCUGUCUGGCCAGAGGAAUCAGGACUUCAGGCAAGGCUGCAUAUUUCACAGCUUUCUUUCCGUAUGUGGUUAUGUCGAUUCUGCUGAUCCGAGGUCUCAUGCUGGAGGGGUCUGGAGAGGGCUUGAAAUACUUCGUCACGCCGCAGUGGGACAAGCUGGGCAGCAUACAGGUUUGGGGUGAUGCUGCUGUGCAGGUUUUCUUUUCUCUAUCACCUUGCUGGGGCGGACUCAUCACACUGGCCAGCUUCAACAAGUUCCACAACAACUGCUUGAAUGAUGCUAUCAUCGUGUCCCUUCUUGACUGCCUGACCAGCAUUUUCGCGGGACUUGUUAUAUUCACAAUCAUCGGUUACAUGGCACACGAGCUUGAACAGCCCAUUGCAGAUGUGGUCAAAGACGGUGCUGGGUUAGCAUUCGUUGUGUAUCCUGAAGCAGUUAGAAAACUGCCUUUGUCUCAAUUUUGGUCGGUUAUAUUUUUUGCAAUGCUUUUCUCUCUUGGUCUUGGAACACAGAUAGCCACGGUGACGACAGUUCAUACGACUUUACUGGAUCGGUUUCCUGCGACAUUUCACAACAAUCCUCGCAAGUCGGCCUACCUCCUGCUGGCUAUAGUCACCGUGUGUUUCUGCAUGGGUCUCACCUUCUGUACACGGGGAGGAAUGUAUUUACUCCAGCUGUUUGACAACUACGCAGCCUCGUAUUCUCUGCUGUUUAUUGGUAUCGUGGAGUUGCUGGCAAUAUCCUGGGUUUACGGUGCCAAACGAUUUCUUGAUGACAUUCAGUCGAUGCUUGGUAAACGCCCCAGUAAAAUAUGGAUCAUCCUCUGGCAGUAUAUUUCCCCUGCUACUCUGAUGGUGAUUCUUGUGUUGACGUGGGGCAAUUUCCAGCCUUCGUCGUACGGCGAUGUGAUGUUCCCCGUGUGGGCGGACGUGCUGGGCUGGCUCAUCUCACUCUUGUCAAUGUUACCCGUGCCCAUCAUAGCCCUGUAUGUGGUGUACAAGCAGUACAGGAGGUCAAACAGCACACUUAAACUGGUGAUUGACAAGAUGAGCAAGCCGUCGGAAGACUGGGGGCCACGUCUUUGUAGGAACCGACUAGAGAGGGACAAGCUGAAUGUGGCGAUGUGGAAUAACACGGACACCCGCGCGCCCAUCGCAGUCAUAUCCUUCACCAACAAACUAGAACAUCCACACCAGCACACGAGAACUCGAGACGCUGAUGUCGUCUCACCAACUGUGCCGGAUGUGCAGUUAGUGAAUGUGUGAUAUGAUUCCAUCUACUUCACAAAUACACAGUUAGUGAACAUGUGAUACAGAGAUGCCAACCAUUACGAAUUUAAAGCAUAGAUUAUGCUAUUGUGAUUGUCUUGUUGGAAAUUCCGAUUUUUAGAGAAAAAAAAUCAUAAUUUCGCAUAUCUGGUGUCGGAUCGUAUUUUGGAAGGCAAAAAUUUUGUUAACACCGGAGAAAUGGAACUUUUUCCCUCUUCACCAUAACAAUCAUAGUUUAGUUUCCUGCCUUGUUCUUUAAACUUAUGGAUUCCGAAUAGCGAACAUAGCAAUAUAGAAUAAACCGGUCCAGCAAUCGGUCUUCCAAACAGCCCCAAUGUUUGCCGAUUGGGUACGGCCAUGAACUGGACUUUACCAAAAUGUCGAAAAACACUCCUGAGACAUCACUGAUAACAUUCCUAUUUUGGUGGGUGGGGUUCCUAUUUAUGAAGGCCUGGAUUCCUAUGACCCUUCAAAUAGGGUUGGCAUCUCUGUGUGAUAUAAUUCAUCUACUUCAGAAGUAACUCAUUUUCGGGCAACCAUUGCUGUGAUAUGUUUCGUAAACAAACUUGAAAACGUCACAUACAAAUAUACUGAACUGCACUGAAAACACACCAGUGGUAGAAAGUAUAUGAGAAGAAUUUCAGUUUUUUAACUGAUUACGUACGACUGGAUGUAUUCUAGUAGGCAAUAAAUCACUCAUAAAUUGUA